This is a messenger RNA of Darwinula stevensoni, 4716 nucleotides long. The record is from the annotation of a GenBank genome assembly. Lineage: Eukaryota; Metazoa; Arthropoda; Ostracoda; Podocopida; Darwinulidae.
AUGCAGGACAGAGGAGAGCCACCACAGGAAUCAACGACGUCGGUCCAUAUUGAAGUGCUGGACAACGAUGAUCAGGACCCCAUCUUUACCUCAAAUCUCUAUCGGGGGACUGUCGUCGAGGAUGCCUAUAUCACGGGAAAUCGGAUAAAGAGGCAGGUGAAGACUGAACCAAGAAUCCGAGCCUAUGACCAAGAUUUAGGGAUGAACGAGACCCUCGUCUACUCCAUUCUCUCCGGGGACCAGUAUGGAUUCUUUGAAAUAGAUUCCAGGACUGGAUCUCUCUUCCUCGUUAAAGAGAUUGACCGAGAAGCGUUAAAAAAUAGCGGGUUCUCCCUGCAAAUCAGUGCAACUCAGACGAACAACCACGGUCGGCACAGCCUUGCCAUGGUAGAGAUCCAAGUCAUGGAUGUCAACGACAACAUCCCCACUUUCAGCGCCGAUCUCUAUAAUAUCAGCAUCAUGGAAAACCUUCCAAACGGAUUCAGUGUCGUCCAAGUCUAUGCCUUCGACCGCGAUCAGGAUGAGAAUGCGGCUUUCGUAUAUGGCCUGGAGGAAGCGUACGGUCCAUUCACCAUAGACGGGCAUACAGGCUGGUUAUCGGUGAAAGACUCUUCCCUGCUAGACCGAGAAACGACUCCUAUGGUGAGAAUGACCGUGUCCGCCAGGGAAGCCAAGCCGAACGUGAUGGAGAAAGCGGGGAAAACAAGGGCCACAAUAGAGGUCCAUCUCCUGGAUGCUAAUGACAACAGCCCCAUCUUCUUUCCGAACAACGUCUUUACCUUCAACAUCACUAGAGACGCUUCCGUCGGCACUAUCAUUGGACAGGUAGUAGCAGAAGAUGCAGAUGCGGGGCUGAACGGAAUGGUGAAAUACCGGGUGACCGGAAUCAGACCGGAAUCUCAGGGAAAUCCCUUCCAGGUGGAUCCUCACUACGGGACGCUCACGGUGUCCAGGACCUUGGAGUAUGCCAUACCAUAUACGUUGUUCGUGGAGGCAACGGAUUCCCCGGGGAACCCGUCAGAGACCCGAUCCUCCUUGGCCGUCGUCCACAUCUUCGUGUCCAAUCGGAACGAACAUCCUCCGUUCAUCGUUGGGGCUCCGUUAGAGUUCUGGAUCGGGGCGGAGGUACCCAUUGGGACUAUUGUGGGACAGAUCAAGGCCUCAGACCCCGACGGAGACGUCCUUGAAUACGACCUCCUUCACAAGUAUCGAGAGGGAGUUCCUUUUGCCGUGGAGGAGAGAUCAGGGAUCAUAGCCAUCUGGGAUGAUUUAGAGAAAUACGGUCGGCUCCAUUAUUUCUUCCAAGCAAUAGUCAGCGAUGGAAAUCACACUGUAACGACCAACACGACGAUCCAUCUCGUCCUUCCCGAGGACAAGAAUAUGGUUGAACUUGGGCCCUACGAGUUCAAGGUCCCUGAGAACCAAUUGCAUGCCGAGGUCGGGAAGAUCAAGGUGAAGGAGUCUCGGCUCGUGACCUUGACCUUUGAAAUCCCUGAUCCGGAAGCGACCAAAGUCUUUCGGAUCAGGAACGAUGGGACUUUGGAAACUCGACAAAGCCUCGAUCGGGAAAAGACGCCCAGUUACGAUCUCAGAAUCCUGGUCCAGCAGAAUCAGAAGAAGCUGGAGGGAGUGGUGAAUGUAAAGGUAAAGGUGACGGACGAGAACGACAACCCUCCCACCUUCUCGGACCCGGAAUAUCGAGGUUACAUUCAAGAGAAUUCUCCACCAGGGACAUUAGUGGACAUCAAACCCAAGAUCAGAGUCUUUGACGCCGACGAAGGUGAGAAUGCCUUAUAUUGGCUGAUUCUCCAAGGAAACGAUAAGGAACUGUUCGAAUUGAAUCCACAACGGAAACAAAUCUUCCUCGCACCUACUGCCAAGCUAGACCGAGAGGUCAAAGCGACCUAUAAUUUACUAUUGGUCGCCAUCCAGGGUCGAUACAAUGUGACGGCUAAGUUGACCAUUUCAGUCAAUGAUGAUAACGAUCAUCAACCAGAGCUGGUGUUCAAGCCCUCCAAGGACGAGUUUGGAUUUCCCCUACUUUUCAACAACAGCCUGAGGUCCCUGGCAUCGGAUAUACACGUUUCUAUCGUAACGCCAGACGGUUCCAACGUCCACAAUACUCGGGAAGUGCACGUGCAGGUGCCGGAGAAUGUUCCUAUCGGCUCCUCGAUCGGGACUCUCCUAUCUAUCGAUGAUGACAUCGGCGAAAACGGCGACGCAUCUUACGACAUCAUUUCGGAAGAAUUGGUGACACUCAGUGGAUCUAGGAGUUCUUCCUACAUGAAGGUGAAUGCUGUGACUGGAAACGUCAUCGUGUCCAAGGCCUUGCAGGGUGGGUCGGAAAUCCAUCUGAAUGUCUCUUCUGUCGAUGGAGGAGGACUCAUGUCCACCCAGAUGAUCCUGAUCCAUGUCCAAGACAUCAACGAUCACCAUCCUGUUUUUCAACAAUCGACCUACAAGUUCUCCAUCGUGGAAGGAGAGUAUGGGAUGUCCCACGUCGUCGGUCGGGUGGUCGCCCGCGACGAAGAUAUAGGGAAUAACGGAGCCAUUAGUUACGCGUUGCGAGAGAACUUGUCUGCAUCCUUCCGGGUAGCGGUGGACUCCCUCAGCGGUGAGGUGACUGUGAUCGGAAGUGUCGACCGAGAAUCGACGCCAGUGGUAAACCUUGCCGUGUUCGCGGUGGACCACGGAGAGCCAUCCCUGGAAGGAACAGCCAGCAUCGUCAUCAACGUGGAAGAUGUCAACGACAACGUCCCCCGCUUUUUCGGCCACGACCGGAUCGAGUACGUGCCUGACACUGAUGGAGGCGAAUACUUGCCGGUUUAUACAGCUCAAGUUCCAGAGAACAGCGAGCCAGGCACACCUCUGGUGUUGUUGCAUGCCAACGACACCGAUUCCGUCGAGACUGGUAAUGGAAUGGUGCUCUUUCGACUUCAAUACGAUGAUGGACUCUUCGGCGUCGACACAAAAUCAGGUGCAGUGUUUGCCACGAGACCCCUGGACUACGAAAGUAAGCAUUCUCAUCAGUUCCGUGCCAUCGCCUACGACUUGGGCAAGCCCAAGGCUCUCAGCACCACGGCUCUGGUGAAGGUGGAUGUGACAGACGUGCCGGAGGUCAUCCACGGCCACUAUUUCCCCAGUCGACAAUACGUCGUCCAUGUGGAAGAAAACUUGGAUACCCCGAUCGAUCUGUUGGACAUAGACCUGCGAGAAGACUUGCAAGAGAGUGAUUUCCUUUUCAAAAUGGUCAGUCGAAAAGGAAUCGGGACGUUUCAUGUGGAUAGCGACACCGGCGUUUUGUCUCUCCUGGUGCCUCUGGAUAGAGAAGAAGUCGGAGAGCAUUUGAUCAGAAUAAAGGCUACUGAACGGAUUUCCAAUCAGUUUGGGAAUCCCCAAGAUGGCCGGGAUGAGGUGGAUGUGAGAGUGAUCGUGGACGACGUGAACGACAACGAUCCCCAAUUCGUGUUUGGGGAUCACGAUCAUCCAUUCGUGGCCAGUGUCCCUCGUGACGCACCCUUCGGGUACCAAGUCACACGCAUUACGGCGGAAGACAAGGAUGCUGGAGUGGGAGGGAAGAUUCACUACACGAUCCUGUCGAAGGAGGAGGACGAGUCGGAGUUGUUUGGAAUCCACCCUGAGACAGGUCAAGUGAGAGUAAAGGUCACGGGAGGUCUUCUCCCCUACUCAACCACAAGAAAGAUCUUCGGCUUCGACGUGAAGGCCUCAGACGAAGACGGCCGACCCAGCGGCCACUCCGUCGUCGCCAACGUCUUUAUCUAUGUGACGGAGGAGGAGGAACAAGCCGUGGUAACACUCGAUGCCAGUCCUGAUGAAGUAGAAGAGUCGCUCAAUGCCAUACUGCGGAAUAUGAGUGCCAUAACAAAAGCAGACCUGCGCGUGAGGAAGGUGGAAGCCCACGUGGACGGAGACCUCGCUGACCCCGCCCUCACGGACCUGUAUGUGUAUGGGGUAGAUGCCGAGAAGCAUGCCAUCAUCGACUCAGCAACGCUACUCAAGUUGUUGGGGGAUAAGGGAGAGACGAGUGGGGGUUUGAAGGCGAUCGGAGUUAUGAGAAUCAGAGGCACGGCUGAAGUUUACGGCCUUCAAGGACUGUCCUUGAGGACAGCCGAGAUCGUGAUGAUCGUCGUCGGUGCUAUCAUCUUCCUUGCCACGCUCAUCACCCUCAUCAUCGUCUGCACCAUCAAGCAAAACAAGUACCGGGGAGGAAGACAAACAAUAGACCCAGGUCUGGUACGAAAGAAUAGCCCAUGGCCCACCACCGCCCUCCGUAAUAGCAGCUUCACCGUUCUCGAGAGCACUCCCACUUCAUCGGAGGGCACUUCCCCAGACAACCUGAUGCUGGGCGGAGGGAAGCGAUACCCAUCCCUGGAUCACCAGAUCCACCUGCACGGGAGCCGGCUCAGUCUCCAAAACCUGGCCGGCCAUGACAACGGCAAUGGACUGAGACGAUCCAAUCGUCAACGAUCCGUUCAUCACCUUCGCCACCACCACCAACGUCACACCGAAAGGAACUUCGUGGAUGGGUGCAUCUGUAAAGCUGUCCCGCCUCCGGUCCCUGCUCGGAAUCGGAACAGGAACAACGAAUAUUCGGAUUUCGUGCUGGACAAUGAGGACACCUUGCCUCGAAGGACAGUCCCGACAACGACCGAAUGUCCCGAGUGUCACUGCACGUAUCUCAAUGAUCAACUCUGA